Eucalyptus grandis is the source of this 2164-nucleotide messenger RNA. RefSeq lists its product as uncharacterized. Bases 236 to 1885 code for a protein of 549 amino acids. Gene Ontology annotation, molecular function: transmembrane transporter activity. Gene Ontology annotation, biological process: transmembrane transport. NCBI's taxonomy places the organism in Eukaryota, Viridiplantae, Streptophyta, Magnoliopsida, Myrtales, Myrtaceae. The record is from RefSeq and is a predicted model, not a curated record. Gene Ontology annotation, cellular component: membrane. The transcript has 3 exons.
GCAAAAUCCAGAUUCGGUCUUCUCUGUCGGCCCGAUUCCUUCCCCCCGUCACCGUUCAAACCAUUUCCCGUGCCUCGAAGACGACCGGCGAAAAAUUCCAAGUCAAAAUCUCUUCCCCCCGCUUCCUCUUUUACUCUCCUCGAUCUCCCCUUUCUCCGCCGCCGCCGCCGCCGCCGCCGCCGCCGCCGUCUUCCUCCAUGCCGCGCCGGAUUCGCGGAAGCGGCGCUCUCUGACCAUGCAAGGGCCGACGGCGAAGGCGGUAAAGGGACCCGCGAUGGCGACGAGGGCCGUGGUCGAGAUGAGGCGCCUCGUGUCGAGGAUGGAGCCCGAGGCGGUGACCCUGCUCCUGGUGAACCUCGCCGGCAUCAUGGAGCGGGCCGACGAGUCCCUGCUGCCCGGCGUGUACAAGGAGGUCGGCGCCGCCCUGCACGCCGACCCGACCCGGCUCGGCUCGCUCACGCUGUGCCGGUCGGUGGUGCAGUCCCUCUGCUACCCGCUGGCGGUCUACCUGGCGGCGCGCCACAACAGGGUUCACGUGAUUGCGCUCGGCGCGUUCCUCUGGGCCGCCGCCACGUUUCUUGUGGCGUUCUCAUCUACUUUCUUCCAGGUGGCAGUAUCAAGAGCUUUGAAUGGCGUUGGGCUUGCCAUAGUAGCACCUGCAAUCCAGUCUCUUGUGGCUGAUUCGACGGACGAUAACAACCGGGGUAUGGCUUUUGGAUGGCUACAAUUGACUGGCAAUCUCGGUGCCAUGGUAGGUGGACUAUUUUCUGUGUUGAUAGCUCCCACAACAUUCAUGGGGAUCCCUGGGUGGAGAAUUUCCUUCCAUUUGGUUGGACUAAUAAGCAUCUUAGUUGGAAUUCUAGUCCGCCUCUUUGCCAGAGAUCCACAUUUUGCUGAUGACCAUGCCAAAAUUACUGGGCAAACUUCAAGUAAAUCGUUUCGCUCAGAAGUGAAGGACUUGUUUCAAGAAGCAAAGUCGGUGAUAAAGAUUCCAUCAUUCCAAAUAAUUGUUGCUCAGGGCGUAACAGGUUUAUUCCCCUGGUCAGCUUUGUCAUUUGCGACAAUGUGGUUGGAGCUUGUUGGGUUCUCCCAUAAUGAAACUGCAUUUCUCAUAGCACUUUUCGUGAUUGCUAGUUCCCUUGGGGGACUUUUUGGAGGUAAAAUGGGAGAUUUUCUUUCCAGACGUCUACCAAACUCUGGAAGAAUAAUUUUAGCACAGAUAAGCUCAGCAUCAGCUGUACCACUCGCAGCAAUACUUUUGCUGGCUCUUCCAAAUGAUUCAUCCACUGCGUUUGUCCAUGGCUUAGUUUUGUUCAUUGUGGGCUUCUGCAUAUCAUGGAAUGCUCCAGCAACAAACAAUCCUAUUUUUGCAGAAAUAGUCCCUGAAAAAUCCCGAACAAGUGUCUAUGCCCUGGACCGAUCAUUUGAGGCCAUACUAUCAUCAUUUGCUCCUCCUUUAGUUGGAAUACUAGCCCAGAAUGUGUAUGGUUACAAAGAACUUCCCAGAGGAUCUACUGAAUCGCAGGAGAUCGAGACUGAUAGAGAGAAUGCGGCCUCGCUGGCCAGGGCACUGUACGCAGCUGUAGGCAUUCCCAUGUCUCUCUGCUGUGUCAUCUACUCGUUCCUCUACUGCACAUACCCACGAGAUAGAGAGCGGGCUCGGAUGGAGGCUCUAAUAGAAUCAGAGAUGCAACAGUUAAACUUGGAUGACAUGUCCCCCAGUGGAGUCGGUACUGGUGAUCUGGUUGACGGAUCAGACAUUUAUGGUAGGGAGAGAAGCGUCAUCGAUGUUCAUUAUGAGGGGGAGGAUUCCACCGAUAUUGAGGAUGGUGACGAAAAGACGUUGCUUUACCGUCAAUUGACGUUCGCUAAUCUGGGCAAGUAGUCACACAACGCAGCUAGCUGAAGCCAGUAUCAUUUUUGAAAUUGAAAAUCUUCAAUGCGGAACUUCAUGGAGGUAGGAAAGGUUUUUCAGAGGUAUACUCAUAUGAAACUUCUGUAGCUACAAUCGACAAGCAGAGACCUUGCAAGAGUUUUGUUUUGUACAGAGGGAGAGGUUAGUGUAGAGAUUAGAGUAGCUACAUUUAAUGAAUUUGUGGAGGUGAACUGUGCUCUUUAGCAGCUAUGCAACCGCAGCCAAAUGGACGGCUGAUUUCUUUCGACA